Molecule: messenger RNA, 1451 nt
Organism: Hermetia illucens (black soldier fly)
Lineage: Eukaryota; Metazoa; Arthropoda; Insecta; Diptera; Stratiomyidae
Exons: 3
Coding region: 579-935 (118 amino acids)
Source: RefSeq, a predicted model, not a curated record
UAUCAAAAAAGGAUAGAGUGUUUCGGGGAAGAAGACCCCAAGAACGCCAGGAAGAGAUACCUCGACCUUCUACCCCAGAGCCAACACCCGGACCUUCCAUUACAGAGUCCGUACAUAAAGUACAUCAAACGGUGAACACCCCGGAAUCCUCCCUUUCAGAAAAAUCAUUUUCCUCUUCCUUCUCGAAAGUGAGUCACCAUUUAGAGGAGUACGACAGCUUCGAGGGAAAUGAAAAUUAUAAUUUCAUAAAUUUUGAAAUUCUCAAUAAAUCUCUGGGGAACAUAGGUUGUUGUAUAACUUGUCAUGGUAAGCUCGAGGUGUCAGUAAUUUGUAGACGUGGUCUUGCUGCGAAACUUCAAUUGCUGUGGAAAAAUUGUGCAAAAUUUGACAAUUUUUGGAAUUGUUCUAAAAUUACUUUUAACACGGAAGGAAGUGGAAAUGUCGCUUUUUCUUUUACUUUGUCUUUUAUGGUAUUUAUAUAUAUUUUUAGGUGGUCAAACCGACUUUGACACUUUGAAUCUCAGGUUAGCCUAUGCCCUCAGGGCAAUCGGUAAAGUUCCUACUGCAGGCAAAAUUUUAUGCCUCCCCCCAUCACCAAACAUGCUUCAUACGACAGCAUCUUGGCUUCUGCUGCCAAAGAGGUGACCAAGGGAUCAAUGGUGAAUGCAGUAAAUGAAGCCGUGGAAACGAACGACAAUUGUAGGGACAUAAGUGUGGCUCUCGAUGACACAUGGCAAAAGAGAGACCACACUUCCCUGAAUGGUGUUGUUAGUGCGACCUCCAUUGAUACUUGUAAGAUCAUUGUCGUUGCACUAAUGUCAAAGUUUUGCCAUUGUUCUGGCAAACUGAAAAAUAAGUAUGAUGCCGACUGCCAGGCAAAUUUCAUUGGCUCCAGUGGGGCGAUGGCAGUUGCUGGGGCCAAACAGAUAAUUUGAGAUGUCACAACACCCGUCUUCGCAAUUUAAAAUCAAAGUUGGGGAAAAAAACUCCAAGAUGGAAAACCAAUUAGAGGAAAAAACAGGUUGACAGCCAUUACUAAAAUUGAAAAUUUUUAUGGUAAUGCUAUCCGUCAGCCUGAAAACAAUACAGUUGAGAGUAUGAAAGAAGCAGUUUGGGCAAUAUUUUUCCACAUUGUAUCGUCUAAUGAACACCCCAUUCAUGGCCUAUGCAAACCAUCUUGGUGCAAAUUUCUGAAAUGUCAAAAUGAAAAUACUGUGUAUGAUCAUUCAAAACAUUUUCACCUGAGCAGGGCAGUGAUGGAUGAAAUAAAACCUGUAUUUUGACAACUGGCCCACCCUGACUUGUUACAAAAGUGUGUUCAUGGGCGAGCCCAAAUAUGUCAUUUGGUCGUUUUCUAAUAAAGAAAGUUCAAAUAUAAAAUUAUUGUGUUUUCCUGUGAAUAGAACACCAACAGUAACUUGAAAGUGAUGGUUGUCAGUUCUGAAAGAAGA